AUGAUUCGCAUGGACACUAUCUCCAUAGAAAACCAAACCAUCACCGAAUUUAUCCUUCUUGGUUUCUAUGAUAUCAGUGAACCGCAUCUCCUUUUCUUUAUCCUAUUCACCAUUAUCUAUGCCUCAAUCAUUAUAGGGAAUAUGCUAAUCAUUGUGGCUGUGAUUAGUUCGCAGAAACUCCAUUCACCCAUGUAUUUCUUCCUUGGUAAUCUGUCUAUUUUGGAGAUUCUCUAUACCUCCACAGUGGUGCCCAAAAUGCUGGAGGGCUUUUUGCAGGAAGCAAUCAUCUCUGUGGCUGGUUGCUUGCUCCAGUUCUUUAUCUUUGGUUCUCUAGCUACAGCUGAAUGUUUCUUGCUGGCUGUCAUGGCAUACGACCGCUACCUGGCAAUCUGCUAUCCACUCCGUUAUCCACUCUUAAUGGGACCCAGAUGGUGUUUGGUGCUGGUGGUCACAGCCUGGCUCUCUGGCUUCAUGGUGGAUGGACUGGUUGUGGCCCUGAUGUUUCAUCUGAGAUUCUGUGGCUCUAACCAUAUUGACCACUUUUACUGUGAUUUCAUGCCUUUGGUGAACCUGGCCUGCUCAGAUCCCAGUGUAGCUCAGAUGACAACAUUCAUUCUCUCUGUGGUUUGCCUCACUAUUCCCUUUGGACUGAUUCUGAUAUCUUAUGCCCGGAUAGUGGUUGCUGUGCUGAGAAUUCCUGCAGGGGCCAGUAGACGGAAGGCUUUCUCCACAUGCUCCUCUCACUUAACUGUAGUGUCCACUUUCUAUGGAACUCUCAUGGUUUUAUACAUUGCACCUUCUGCUGUCCACUCUCAACUCCUCUCCAAGGUCUUUGCCCUGCUCUACACUGUAGUUACCCCUCUCUUCAAUCCUGUGAUCUAUACCCUGAGGAAUAAAGAAGUUCAUCAGGCACUAAGAAGACUUCUCUACAGUAAGCAAACUGAAAUACUUGAUUGA
Messenger RNA from Erinaceus europaeus (western European hedgehog), 957 nucleotides. Its product is annotated as olfactory receptor 11A1. The transcript has a single exon. The record is from RefSeq and is a predicted model, not a curated record. The coding region runs from base 1 to 957 and encodes 318 amino acids. Gene Ontology annotation, cellular component: membrane. NCBI's taxonomy places the organism in Eukaryota, Metazoa, Chordata, Mammalia, Eulipotyphla, Erinaceidae. Gene Ontology annotation, biological process: G protein-coupled receptor signaling pathway. Gene Ontology annotation, molecular function: G protein-coupled receptor activity; olfactory receptor activity.